AUGAAAAGCUUCUCUCUGAAUUUGAAGAAGCCGUCGAAACCGCCGCCGACCGGGUCUUCUGCGGGCGCUCCGGUAGGGUCCGCUGCCUCCGUUUCGGCGCUUUUCCAGGCUUCUCUGGAUGCGGAGGAGGCGACCGCCCAGGCAGCCGAGAAGAGGGGCGUUCUUCAGUCUGUGCGUCUCGCUUCGGGCCCCGAUCGACGCCACAAGAUUCAACAAGAAAAGGCGCUGGCUGAGGACUCCACGGUCUUCACCUACGACGAGAUCUUUGAGAGCGUCAGCUCGGCUGCCACGAAGGACAAGGCGAAGCAGAGCCCGAGAAUCUUCCUCGGAUAUAAGACGGGACUCGAAGAGCAGCGAGAGACCGAACAGGGACAAGCGGAGCCUCUCUCCAGCGAACAUGCCGAUCCAGGCUGCGGAGAUGACGCGGAGGCGCUGCCGCACGACGACGCCGACGCAGGCGGUUCCACUGCGGCGCGCCCGCGACCAUCGGGAGACAAAUCCUUCGAGACCUACGGAGGGACACUGAACUGUGGUUUGAAUCUGGCAGGCCAACGGGGGCGUUUAGCGAGUCUGUCGGGGAGAGAAAAGCGAGAGAAGUCUACGGGUGGAGACGCAGAGGGCGGCGUCAAGCAGAGUCUGCCUGCCUCGCGUUUCAUCUCGAAGCUGGUUUUGAGUGCUCGGAGGCGAGCCCUGGAGCGUGAAAUUGUUGAAGAGCGACAGCUGCAGAAGGAGCGCGAGGGGGACAAGAACGAUGAAGUGUUUGUGACUUCUGCGUACAAGCAGCGGCUGGAGGAGCGGCGCUUGCUGGCUCUUGAACUGGAGGAACAGGAGCGGCGAGACCGCGAAAACGCGCCAGAUAAACAGAGCGAUUUGUCGUCUUUCCACGCCCAUCUCCUUCGCGCGGGGCACGCCAGUCGCAGCGGCGGCGGAGUCGAGAGAACUCCGAAUACAGGCCGGCCCUCCAGUGGCGGCGGGAGAGAGAGCGAGGAAGGGGAGAGAGCAAAGGCAACUGGAGAGCAGGGAACGCAGGUGAAGAAGGAGAGAAUGAAGGUGGAGCGGACGGAGGAGAGUUCAGAAGACAGGGGCGAGCAGAAAGGGGGAAGUCCGAGAGACGCUGGAGCGGGGGUGGACUGUGCGGGAGAGACAAAGCCGGAGAGAGAAGCGGAAGACAGUGGCAAGAAGGGUGCACGACUUACCCAGGGAGAAGGAACCAGAGGGGAGGAGGCGAGUGGUGAGGGACGCCGUGGAGGCGGCCUGGCAGAGGCGGAGAGAGGGGAGAGGAAAGAGGGAGAAGAUGGUGGCGCGAGAGGCGAAGAUACAGAAGAGGACGCAAAACAGAAAAGAGCGCGGCUGGAGGAUCUGCUGCAACAGAGGAAGAGAGAGAAGCAACGCGAACUCGAGAAGGCAGCCGCGCCUCUUGGCGAGGAGAAGCUCGCCGAAGCAAAGCGGAGGUACCUGGAAAGGAAGCGGAAAGCUGCGGGGGGUGGGUAA
Molecule: messenger RNA, 1491 nt
Organism: Neospora caninum
Lineage: Eukaryota; Apicomplexa; Conoidasida; Eucoccidiorida; Sarcocystidae
Exons: 2
Coding region: 1-1491 (496 amino acids)
Biological process (GO): regulation of alternative mRNA splicing, via spliceosome
Source: RefSeq, a predicted model, not a curated record